AAAUCCAUCCCUUCGGCGGGAAAGCCAAAAAUUCGAAGUGGGCGACUGGCGAGAGACGGAGAGAGAGUUGCAGAGCAGCGGCGACCUCUCGUCAAAGCUGGGCAGCCAUGGAAAAAGCCGUAUCUCGGAUAGUUGCAGACCUCGAAGCGCACCAGACCGACCUCGAUGAUUCACACCACCAAACACAGACACCCAUCUCAGAAUCAACACUCUUGGAUCUCCAAAAGCUCGUAGACAACGCCUUCAAUGACCGGGACCCAGAAGGCAUGAACCGUCUCUACGUAGAGCUCUCGUCAAGAAACCUCUCCCCGGCCUCUCUCGUCUGUUCGAUCAGCUCCACCAUGGAUUCCGGCCCCACCCACCUCUCCCUCUUAGCUUCCAAAGUUUACCUCUCUCUGCUCCUCUCCCCAAACGCCCCGGUUUUCACCCUUUUCACACCCAUGUCUUUUCUCUCUCUUCUUCGCUCCAUUCGCCGAUCUCUCAAGCACCGGUCGCCUCCUCCUGCGACUGAUCGGGAACACCGCGGCAGAGGGUCGCACGUCGUGGCUUGUCGGAAGAGGAAGGGCAAAUCUUCUCGCAAUUUGGUUCGCAAUGUUGAUUUUGAGGACGGCGGCGAUGCGAGCGAAGAAAACGUUUUCGAUGUGAGGGUUUUGUUCUCUGUUCUUGAAAGAGUAGAGCUCGUUUUGGGUUUAAUGCAUUUGGGUCGAUUUCCCGAUAGUUUGAAGUCUUUGAUCCAAACUGUCGCUGAAAUUCCCGUAACUGCGGUUGAAUUGUGUGGCGGGUCGGGAAAUUACACCAAAUUAUGUGAUUUGUGUUCGAGAAUUUUGAGUGAAUUGUUAAAGCCCGAGCAUGGUGAUCAAGCAAUUACAGCGGCUGAGGUGUUGAAGUCUCUAUCACCCUCAAUCCUUCUGCUUAAAUCACAGGCUCGAACUUGUGCUCUGGAAUUUGUUAAGACUCGGAUGAUAACUGCAGCCAGGGACUCGCUUGUUAUCAAGAAAGCAAUAGUGAAUCUUCCAAGGUAUUUGGUGCUCAAGGCACCUGAGAAGUCAGAGCCUCGGGCUCUAGCUGUUGAAUCAAUAAUGGAGAUUGUUUGUACAAUGGAGUUUGAUGAUCAAAUUGAGUUUGCAGGUUAUGUGUUGAAGAUGAGUAAAGGGAAGCCCCACCUUAGGCUUUUGGCUGUUGAUCUUGUUCCGGUGCUUAUGAUGUCAUUGAGGGAUUCAUUUAUGGCGAGCUCAGAAAGUGAAGGGAAGACUUCAUUGGGGUUGAGGUGUUUGGAGGCUCUGAUUCAGCGUUUUUCAGAUGCAAGUGCAGCUAUUCGAGCUCGGGCUUUGUCAAACAUGGGGCAGCUGGUGGAGUUUUUUUCAGGUGAUGAUAGGAGCCUAACCCUGUUGAAGAGAGUAAUAGGAUUUGGCAAUGUGGGAGAAUGUGGGAUAAAUGUGCUUCUGAGGAAAAGGUGCAUGGAUGAGAAAGCGGCGGUCAGGAAGGCUGCUCUACUUCUGAUCACAAAGUUGACGGCUGCACUAGAUGGUGCCUUCGAUGCAGAUUUGUUGAAGACUGUGGGAAUGGCUUGUUCAGAUCCACUUGUUAGCAUACGUAAAGCAGCAGUUUCAGCUCUCUCCGAGGUCUUUAGAACACUAUCAGAUGAAAGUGUAACCAUCGAGUGGCUACAUUCUGUUCCAUGUUUAAUAACUGAUAAUGAAUCUAGCAUUCAAGUCGAAUGCGAGAACUUGUUUCUGGAAUUGGUCUUGGAUAGGGUGUCCAGAGCUGGUUCUACUAGGUUGCAACAAAAUGAACCAUUAUCUUUCAAAUCAAAUGUUAAGCCAAAAGAUAUUGAAAUACUAUUUCCUGAGGGACUUUUGGUUCUGUUGAAAGAGAUCUGCAAUGGAGAAGUAGCCCCCUGGGUGAGGAAGAUCUGCACAAGCCUGGGAAAGAAGAAAAAGCUCAAUGGAAACAUUGCUACUGCUCUUCAAAAUAUCAUAAAGACAUCUGAGUCUCUCUGGUUGAGCCAUUCCAUGCCGAUAGAGAAGUGGACAGCCCCACCUGGUGCUUGGUUUCUUCUCUCGGAGGUAUCAGCUUUCCUUUCAAAAUCUGUGGACUGGGAGUUCCUCCAUCAUCAUUGGCAGCUCCUUGACAAGCAUGGUCUGGAAGGUGAAUUUAUAUCCCCAUGUGUCCAAGGAGAUGACGAUGAAGAGCUAGAGGGCAUAGAAACCAAUUCUGUAGCUUGGGCUGGAGAUCGUGUUCUUCUCUUGCAAACAAUCUCUAAUGUUUCAGUAAUGCUGCCGCCUGAGUCUGCCGCAGAUUUAGCUCAUAACUUGCUCAACCGGCUGGAGGACUUUAACAUGCAUUCAACUGAGGUUAAUGCUCAUGUAAAAGCACUCAGAACAUUGUGCAAGCGAAAGGCUAAUCCUGAGGAAGCUGACGUUCUUGUUAUGAAAUGGGUAUACCAGCUUCUCCCUAAAGCUUCUCAAGUUAUAGAAAUGUUCAUUUCAAAGAACUCUGAUGCAAAUGAUGAGAGUAGCUUCUUUACACCACCAAGAAGUGAGAGUAGGAAGAGCAAGAAAGCAAUGGCAGUCUCCAGAUUAUUAUCACAAGCAGUUACUGCAUGCUAUACCAUUGGGUCUUUAGUUAUUGUUUGUCCUUCUGCUGAUCUGAAUGCUAUAAUUCCAGUUUUACAUUCCAUUAUCACUUCAGGGAAUUUCAAUCCAAAGUUGAAAAAAUUUCCAGUCCCUGCAGUUUCUAUAAAGCAGACAGCUCCUUCUUUGUAUAUUCAAGCAUGGCUGACAAUGGGGAAGAUAUGUCUUGCAGAUGGAAAACUUGCAAAGAAAUAUAUCCCUCUGUUCGUGCAGGAGCUUGAAAAGAGUGACAAUGCAGCCCUUCGCAACAAUAUUGUAGUGAUGAUGGCAGAUUUUUGUGUCCGAUAUACUGCCUUGGUUGACUGUUACAUAUCAAAGAUCACCAAGUGUCUUUGUGAUCCAUGUGAACUUGUGAGACGGCAGACAUUCAUACUUCUCUCUAGAUUAUUACAGAGGGACUAUGUGAAGUGGAGAGGUGUGCUUUUUCUCCGAUUCCUUUUGUCUCUUGUUGACGAAUCGGAAAAGAUUAGGCAACUCGCGGAUUAUCUCUUUGGGAAUAUCUUAAAAGCCAAAGCCCCCCUUCUAGCUUAUAACAGUUUUGUGGAAGCUAUUUUUGUUCUGAAUGAUUGCCGAACCCAUAAUGGGCAUACUGAGUUGCAGAGUUUGCAGACUGAGAACAGGAUUUUCUCUAUCAGAGGAAAUGAUGAAAAAUCAAGGUCCAAAAGGAUGCACAUUUAUAUUUCUUUGCUGAAACAAAUGGCCCCAGAGCACCUUUUAGCUACCUUUGCAAAGCUGUGUGCGGAGAUCCUUGCUACUGCAUCUGACGGCAUCCUCAAUAUUGAAGAUGUUACUGGACAGUCUGUUUUGCAGGAUGUUUUUCAAAUUCUGGCUUGCAAAGAGAUCCGUAUCCCAUCUAACCGAUUAUCUUCUGACUCGGCUGACAUGGAUGAAGAAGGUGGAGAUACUGGAGCAUCAGCAGUUGCUGCAAGAGGCAGAGCCAUAACUCAAGCAGUCAAAAAGGGCCUUGUCCAAAACAUCAUCCCCAUCUUCAUUGAGCUGAAAAGGCUAUUGGAGAGCAAAAACAGCCCUCUAACAGGUUCCCUUAUGGAAUGUCUUCGAAUCCUUCUUAAGGACUACAAGAAUGAGAUUGAUGAGAUAUUGGUAGCUGACAAGCAGCUCCAGAAAGAGUUACUAUAUGACAUGCAAAAAUAUGAAUCAGCAAAGGCCAAAUCAACCGCUGCUAAGACUGUUGCUACCUUGCAAAGCUCAGGUCACAUUCUUACACCACACGGUUCUUCCAAGUUUGCAGUAAAAACCGAUGUGCAAAAUAAGUUCACUAAGCAGUUGCAAAGCAGUUCAAAAGUGGCUUCUGCCAUGGCAGAUGCAGCUGCUGCAGCCACUGCUCAGUCCGUGCUCAAGGAAGUGAACCGGGGUGCAUUUUCGCCGCCCCUUAAUAUCAUCAAUAUGCCCAAGCUCAAAUCUUCCAUGGAGAGAACUGCUUCCCAAGGCAAUAAACCAGUAGAGUUAUUGCAAUCAUUGAGGAGGAGACAAUCUUUCAGUUCAGAUGACGAAAACUGAUGUAUGUACAGUUCAUAUGAAGAAAACUGAUCCAUGUACUACGUAUUCUGCACUAAUGCAUUUUCCCACAUAGGAAAUGCAGAAGCCUGGGUAGAGCCUACCACAUUAGGAUAGUCAACUCACUUUGGUCCUUGGGACUUCAUCCCAACAUAAAUGUAAAUUUACUCCUGAUUUUCUAUAUUUUCAGUAGUGAUAAGUAAUCAAUUCACCUUGCCCUUUCUAUAGUUUA
Molecule: messenger RNA, 4380 nt
Organism: Malania oleifera
Lineage: Eukaryota; Viridiplantae; Streptophyta; Magnoliopsida; Santalales; Ximeniaceae
Exons: 9
Coding region: 108-4151 (1347 amino acids)
Biological process (GO): mitotic chromosome condensation; meiotic chromosome condensation
Cellular component (GO): condensed chromosome, centromeric region
Molecular function (GO): histone binding
Source: RefSeq, a predicted model, not a curated record